GCUAUCCAGGUACCAGUGGAGAUCCUACCAGAAAUUAUUGGACCUGCUGCACAUGUUCAAGCUGGAGAAGAUAAAAAAGUGAUUGAGAGCAACAUCGAAGUCCCAGAGGAUUAUGAUUACGCCAUCGUUAUCGAGUACCAUAACCCAGAUAAGUACCAAGCUCCAAUCAUGGUCGAGAUUACUCAACAAGAUAACGAUACCAUACAUGUGAAUGGAUCUAUUACUGUACAUCACUGCCCCUUUGCAACGUUCUGCCGUGAGGUGGUCACUGACGGUGGUGAGGUGGCAACUGUGCCGUUGAAAAAGGGUACAGCUACCGUUCAGUUGCAUAUCCCAAAAAUGACUCAAUUUGGGUUAGCGGCGGUGAACCUGGUGGCAAAGAAUAGAUGGACUAAUGAAUAUUUGCAACAGGUACCAGUUUGCGUACGAAAAGAUGGUAUAUGUGUUCCACAACAGCAUCCUCCAGCUGGUAAUUCUAUUGCUACAGAGGCGGAGGUUGGCGUUAAUCAGGACAAUGCCAUCACUGGUGAUAAGCUACCAUUCCCAAUUGCGCAUGCUAAAGAAGUUACUGUAGUUCCACUGGACGAGAAUCAGGGUACCCUUGAUAUAAGCGGAGUGGUUCCGGGACGUGGGCAUUACAUGUUCCUGGUGCAUUACUUCAAUCCAGACAAUACGCCUCUCGAUAUAGGUGUGCUUCUGCAAAAUGAACAUUACUACGAAGGUGAGGUUGAUAUCGCACAGUUUUCAAAAGGAAUAGCAAAUCAAAAAGGUCUGAAAUUGAAAAUUUCUAAAGCCUUAACAUUUUCAGAGAACGAACCGUUCCUUCUUGAUUUUCAUGGUUUGUUACAAAACUCAUUACCUAGUUAUUUGUUUCUUUUCUAUCGCUAUUAGUA
This is a messenger RNA of Strongylus vulgaris, 893 nucleotides long. The record is from the annotation of a GenBank genome assembly. NCBI's taxonomy places the organism in Eukaryota, Metazoa, Nematoda, Chromadorea, Rhabditida, Strongylidae.